Nematolebias whitei (Rio pearlfish) is the source of this 2934-nucleotide messenger RNA. RefSeq names its product contactin 5 (gene cntn5). The transcript is spliced from 19 exons. The record is from RefSeq and is a predicted model, not a curated record. Gene Ontology annotation, molecular function: protein binding. Lineage: Eukaryota; Metazoa; Chordata; Actinopteri; Cyprinodontiformes; Rivulidae. The coding region runs from base 73 to 2724 and encodes 883 amino acids. Gene Ontology annotation, biological process: cell-cell adhesion.
CCAGACCUCGGCGCUUUCACUACUCGAACCCGAGGUGGGGUUUCUGUGCGUGAAGGUCAAGGUGUGGUGCUCAUGUGCACCCCUCCACCUCAUUCACAAGAGACUAUCUACAGUUGGGUGUUUAAUGAGUUUCCCUCGUUUGUUGCUGAGGACAGUCGGCGCUUCAUCUCGCAGGUCACGGGGAACCUGUACAUCUCCAAGGUGCAGCCCUCAGAUGUUGGAAGCUACAUCUGUCUGGUGAAGAACAUGGUGACAAAUGCAAGGGUGCUGAGCCCCCCAACUCCUCUGACACUUAAAACUGACGGUGUCAUGGGUGAAUAUGAGCCCAAAAUUGAAGUGCAUUUCCCAACAUCUGUUCUGGCUGCUAAAGGAGUGACUGUCAGGCUGGAGUGCUUUGCUCUAGGAAAUCCAGUGCCAACAAUCACAUGGAGGAAGAUUAAUGGCAACAUCCCCAAAAAGGCAAGACUUCGGAAGUCCCAGGCUGUACUAGAGAUCCCCAAUAUUCAGCUGGAGGAUUCAGGAACUUACGAAUGCAAAGCUGAGAAUCCGAGAGGAGGAACUGCUUUCAAAGGGCAUCUGCAGGUCUACACCCUCCCUCAGUGGGUCAGAAUGAUUAAUGACACUCAGAUGGAUAGUGGUGAGAAGCUCCAGUGGGAGUGCAAGGCCGUCGGGAGGCCUCGGCCCACCUAUCGCUGGCUUCGUAAUGGUUUGCCCUUGACAUCCCAGGGUCGAGCUGAGAUUGUGAAUGGGGAACUGACCAUUCACAAAGUACAACAGACGGACUCAGGAAUGUACCAGUGUGUCGCAGAAAAUAAAUAUGGCGCCAUCUACUCCAAUGCUGAACUGAAGAUUUUAGCAUCAGCGCCUGCCUUUGUCACCAAUCCAGUACGGGUCAUAGCCACGCUUGGAAAAGACGUGUCUCUGGAAUGCAAACCGAGAGCAUCACCCAAACCUCGGAUAACAUGGAGGAGAGGAGACAGAAGGAUACAGCCAAAUAAAAGGAUUAUGUUAUUACGAAACAACACUUUGAAAAUUGUUAACUCCAGCCGAGCAGAUGAAGGAAACUACGUGUGCCGGGCGGAGAAUCAGCUGGGCUCGGCAGAGAUGACUGCCAUACUGUGGGUAAAAGAGGCCAUGCGUGUGGUUCUGAGCCCGAGCAGAGUGGAGGUGACCGUGGGGGAGAGCGUAGUGCUGAGCUGCAAAGCGACACACGACACUUCGCUGGAUGUGGCUUUCCAGUGGUUCUUCAACCAGAAACCAAUCAACUUUCAACAAGACGGCAACCACUUUGAAUACAUCCAAACACAGUCCUCGACGGUGGAUCUGAUGAUUAGGAGCAUUCUGUUGAGGCAUGCUGGGAAGUAUGGAUGCAAAGCCCAGACCAGUGCCGACACUGUGUUUGCAGAAGCAGAGCUCCUUGUGCGAGGUCCUCCUGGACCCCCUGGAGUGGUGAUCGUAGAGGAGAUCACAGACACCACAGCCACUUUGUCUUGGACGCGUGGCCUCGACAACCACAGCCCUAUCAGCACCUACAAUUUACAAGCCCGUAGCCCCUUUUCAUUAGGGUGGCAAACUGUCAAAACAGACCCAGACCCAGUGACUGGGGACAUGGAGUCAGCUGUGGCAGUAGAGCUCAACCCCUGGGUGGAAUAUGAGUUUCGAGUGGUGGCAAACAAUGCGAUCGGGACGGGAGAUCCCAGCGCUCCGUCUAGAAAAGUUAGGACCAAAGAAGCAGUUCCUGCUGUGGCACCAUCAAAUGUUAGUGGAGGAAACGGCCGCAGGCACGAACUGGUCAUCUCGUGGGAGCCUGUUUCUGAGGAGUUCCAAAACGGGGAGGGCUUUGGGUACAUCGUUGCUUUUCGGGCCAAUGGGACCAGAGGCUGGAAGGAGAAGAUGGUGACCUCAGCGGAUGCGACCAUGUACAAAUACAGGGAUGAGACAUUUCCCCCUCUCACCGCGUUUGAAGUGAAAGUUGGUGUGUACAACAAUAAGGGAGAUGGGCCGUUCAGCAAAGUUGUCAUCAUCCACUCUGCGGAGGGAGAGCCAAGAGAAGCACCAUCUGAUGUAAAAGCGUACAGCAUUUCUUCCUCGGAAAUUAGGGUGACCUGGAAACCACCAAACCCUGGUCCUGGAAGGCCCAGAGGAUAUGAGCUCAGCUACUGGAAGGAAUCUGAGCAGGAAGAGGCUGGAAACAAACAACGUACAGUAAAAAACGAAACCUCCAUGGUUCUGACAGGCCUUGAAGGGAACAGUGUCUAUCUCAUCACAGUAAAAGGCUUCAACAGCAUCGGCCAGGGUCCUGCCAAUGUUCCUGUCACAGCCAAGACGAGAAUGUCUCCUCCUGCUCAGCCUCCUACCAACCUUAUGUGGAUUCAAGAGGGCAAUAACAUCUCAUUAAGCUGGGAUCCAGUAAAGGCAAAAGACAAUGAGUCUGACGUCAUCGGGUACAUGGUGUUACUCAAACAGGAGGGUCGGGGCCACAUCCAGGUGACAAGAACCAUUAACCCCUCCACCAUGCUCUCACUGCCAGAGGGGGGCACUUACACCAUUGACGUGCGUGCACUCAGUGAAGGUGGAGAGGGAGCCUUCACCUCCCAAGUUCGAGUUGUCACCUCCUCUGGCGUUCGAGCAAAAAGCAACCAGUGUUCGGUGCACUGUCUGCCACAGAGCCUAACUUGGACAGCACUACUCCUGGUUUUACUGGUGCCUUCAGCUUCUUGGUGAGGAAACGGUGCUAUCCUCACAUUUUUUGAAGGGGGCCACCAGGCUUCUGCUCCCUAACUCCCUCUGACUGCCUGAUUGCUUUGGCCUUACCCAUCACAAAGGGCCUGAGGCGUGCCGACAGGGGGUUUGAGUCAGCCGGUUAACACGAAGCUCAUCGAAGUCCAUCUUUUUUUCUCUUCCCUAUUUAUUUUUAGACCCGGAUAUUUGGUU